AUGAUUUUUUUUAAAUUGUACCUGUUAAUUGGCUUCUUAACCGUAUCUAAUGCAAAAACAAAAUUUAUGCCCAACUUGCCUUUGGGAGAAUAUCGAAUGAUAUUAACAGCAAUUUAUCAAUGUGCAGAAGAAACAAAAGAUCUACCGAUCAAGUUUAAUGUAUAUUUGAGUAAAAAGUCAUCUAAUUUAACCGAAAUCAGAGGGAAUUUGACAUCUGAAAUACCAUUUGACGAUUCUAUAGUAUUUGAUGCAAACUUUGCUUCUUGGAGUUUAACUGGUGGUUGGAAACCAAAUUCCAUCGUUUAUGUAACUAAUAAUGCCUGUUCUAAAGUGAAAAGUAUUCUUGGAAAUGCAUGGAUUGCGUUUAUAAAGGUUUUCAAUGCAUCAACAGCAAACUGCCCGAUACCAAAGGGUAUAUAUAAAUCAUCGGGAUAUGGCACAACACUUUUAAAUGACAACAAUUUUCCUAAAGUGUAUUUUUAUGGAAAAUAUAAAUAUGUGGGUAAGCUAAAAAACAAAAAUAAUAAGCUACUUGGUUGUAUAGCUGCUGAGUUAAGUAUUGUACGGCCAUGGGAAACGAUUUUAUGAAUGAAUAUUGUGUAUUAGGUAUUACCUAUAGUAGUUAAAAUAAAA
This is a messenger RNA of Rhopalosiphum padi (bird cherry-oat aphid), 633 nucleotides long. RefSeq lists its product as uncharacterized. The coding region runs from base 1 to 588 and encodes 195 amino acids. Lineage: Eukaryota; Metazoa; Arthropoda; Insecta; Hemiptera; Aphididae. The transcript has 4 exons. The record is from RefSeq and is a predicted model, not a curated record.